AUGUCUCUACCAACACCCGAAAUAGUGGCAGCGGACAAACUCCGAACGGAAGAGAAGCUCCUGCUAGCUCAGGCUGUUCAUAAACACGGUGCCCUCGAUUGGACUUUGAUCUCUAAAUUGAUUUCUCAACAUCCGUACGUGAUUGGGGAUGCGCAGAGAGGGGAUAUUUUCACUCCUGAGAAAUGUGAGGAAGCUUAUGUAGGGUUGAUGCAGAGUAUAGGGAUGAAUGUACCAGCAGAAGGCGCUCUCAAACCUCAAGCCAAAGUCCAUCUUCGUCUUGCCCAGACUUUCUACCUCGCUCGAAUGCAAGAGCUCAAAUCUACGAUCGAAUCUUAUGAAGCGCGAUUCACCACUCUGGUCUCAGAGAUUGAAGAUAUCAAAUCUGGCAAGAUGGACAAUGCCAUCGUUUCUGAGCUUCGGGGGGUUCUGGAGAGAAAAUAUGGGAAAAGGUUAUUGGAUUCUUGGAUACCAGCGAAAGAAGAGGUCAUAGCUGCUGCCGCGGCUGGAGCUCCCUCUCGUACACCUUCACCUGACCCGAAUAUCACAUCCAAUGCGGAUACACGGGAGGAAGAGGAAAAAAAGCAGUCGACCGAUGUGGACAGACUCCAGGAAAAAACGGAGAAGUCACAUGGAGUAGUAAACGAUGAGGAGCCGAUUCAGGUCAAGUCGACUGAAGCGGAACUUGAUGAGGAAUCUUUGGAGAUUGAAGAACCGGUCGAGAACAUUGAGCCGCUCGAACCCAUAGAAAGACCUCCAGUCGUAACAGUGAAAGAUGAGGAAGAUCAAGAUCAAGUAGUCUCAUCUGACGAAGAAUCAAAUCGUUCAGAAACUCCCCUUUCUCCCGCUCCUUCCGCAACCACAGCUGACACUCCUGCUAUACGACGCGGUAAACGUAAAGCUUCUCUCCCACCUUUAGACCUUCCUCGACCUAAACGAACUACUCGAAAAAGCGGUCAAUCACCUAUGCCGCCACCUGGAUUGCCCGAAACGCCAAUGGAAGUGGAUCAGCCGGAAGUGGAAGAAGGCUCAAAGCGGAAAGGUAGAAAGUCGAAAAGGGAUUCAUUAAAAGUCGGUUCUCCUGCUUUAUCGACCAGAACCAGAGAAUCUUCUCCCGCCGUAUCGCGUAGAGCACCUUCUGUCACUUCUGUAGUCUCUUCCGUUCAGACUGAGGAGAAACGAGGAAAGGGCGCAAAGAAGGGAAGACCAAGUCGAAGUUUGGGAAUGAGAGAUGAGGUGGUCAGUAAAGCUGUGAGAGAGACUGAAUCCGUCGUUCCUGAUUCACCUGACGAUAAACCGUCCACAAGAUCUGGUAGAAAGAAAGGUGAAGAGAAAGAAACGCCAGCGAAGGAGAAAGAGGAGAGAAAGACAAGACAAUCAGCUAGGAAGGGUUCAGAAACGAAAGACACGAUGGUUGAUUCCAUAGGAGCAGAGAAGGAGACUCGUUCGAGGAAGACGAGAGGAAAGGAAAAGGAAAAGGUAAAGGAUGAACCUGGAACGGAGAGUGUGGGGGAGAGAACUGCAAGUCAGUCGGAACAACCAAGUUUAGCGGAAUCAGCACCGAGUGCUAUCGUGGAGACUUCAGCGACUGGAAGAGUUACCAGAAGGGGUAGGAACAGUUUACCAAAGGAUCAGAGGAAUUUACAGAGGUUAUUGUUGUCAUUGUUGGAGGAGAUUAUGGGGCAUAAAUGUGCACCGGUAUUUACCAAUCCAGUGAGGAAGUCGGAUGCUUCAGACUACUACGACGUGAUCAAACGACCUAUGGAUUUGAAAACUGUUCGAGCGAGAGUGAGAGAUGGAACCAUUGGGAGUAUCGAUGAAUGCGAGCGAGACAUUCUAUUGAUUUUUGCAAACGCACAAAUGUAUAACAACCGAGGAACCGAAGUCUAUCAAAUGGCUGAAGAGAUGCUCAAGGAUGUGGAGACGACGUUUGCUCAUUAUCGAUCUAUGCAACAUGACCUAGAGAGGCCGAAAACGUUUUCAGAUGUACAGCUUUGUAAGUGGAUCAGUGGGGAUACUACAGUGAGACACAAUUCAACCAUCAUGCCAAUCCCUCCUCGUCCAAUUCCACGUUCUCGACCAGGUCAUCAAGUACCUAGGAAAUCUAAACCUUCUUCGUCAUUGGAAUAUCAAGCCGAAUUAGAUUUAGUCCCUCAUUUCCCUCGUUCUGCCCCUGUAGGGAAUCAUGGUCCCAGGGUCAUCCAUCGAUCACAGAAAGAAGCGGAGGAGAUAGCUCGUAAGAAGGCGGAAGAAUUGGAAAUGGGGAGAAAAGGAAAGGUCGGAUUGGAAGAAUUGGUCGAAGGUGCUCCUAGAGGUAGAGAAAAGAAAUUGACAGUUGCAUCUUCAUUAGGAUACGAUUUCAUUCCUAAUCCUUCCAUCUUAUCACUUGAUCCACCCAAACCACCUAAUCAGAAAUCAUUCUUAUCUUCCAAUAGAUGGUUAUUACUUCCUCCCACACCAACAUUACUACCUUCUCGUCCUACCUCACAACCGAUCCUUACCUCUCAAACAGAUCUGAACUCAAUCCCUGCGAUCCCCGGAGAUGGUCAAGAUGAUCAAGUCACGAAAAUACUGAAGGAUACAGUUGAGGUCAGAGAGUUGGAAAUGGAUAGUGAAGAAGAAGAUGAUUGGGAACAUGUUUCUUUCCAAGAAACAGAAAUGAGUUGGAAGGAAAUAGACGAGGAAGAAGAAGAAGAAGGACAUGUCAUCGUUUUUGGUGAAAUGGAAAUGGACAUUCCUGAAAACCCUCAACUUGAAAUAAACGAUAAAUUCUCAAAAGGAGAUAAGGGAAAACGUGUUGAGAGAAAAGUAGGAAAAGGAAUAGAUAAAGUGAUGAAAGAAGAUAAAGAGAAAAGGAUCAUGACUUAUGCUUCUGUCGUUGGGAAAUGA
This is a messenger RNA of Tremella mesenterica DSM 1558, 2886 nucleotides long. RefSeq lists its product as uncharacterized. Gene Ontology annotation, molecular function: protein binding. Bases 1 to 2886 code for a protein of 961 amino acids. NCBI's taxonomy places the organism in Eukaryota, Fungi, Basidiomycota, Tremellomycetes, Tremellales, Tremellaceae. The transcript is spliced from 10 exons. The record is from RefSeq and is a predicted model, not a curated record. Gene Ontology annotation, cellular component: NuA4 histone acetyltransferase complex.